Messenger RNA from Pelobates fuscus (common spadefoot toad), 1932 nucleotides. It is a transcript of the gene CHST12, whose product is annotated as carbohydrate sulfotransferase 12. Gene Ontology annotation, cellular component: membrane. The record is from RefSeq and is a predicted model, not a curated record. The coding region runs from base 255 to 1514 and encodes 419 amino acids. Gene Ontology annotation, molecular function: sulfotransferase activity. Gene Ontology annotation, biological process: carbohydrate biosynthetic process; proteoglycan biosynthetic process. Lineage: Eukaryota; Metazoa; Chordata; Amphibia; Anura; Pelobatidae. The transcript is spliced from 2 exons.
CCAUCGCUGGGCGGUGCUGCGGUCCCUGUGUCAGCUAACGGCGGCUGUGCGAUCGUGUGACUCCAUCCCGGGGACCUACAUGCCGGCCAGAAGGGAGGGAGUAGGCGCAAAUCGCGAUGGAGCCGGUGUCGCGAUAGUGCCCGGAGCUUGCCUGCCGCAGAGGUUUAUAUUAGAAGAGACGAGAUGAAUCCCAGGAGCCAGUGUGUGAGGUUGAAGUGAAGAGCGGAGGGGAUAAGUAGAAGAUCUGAUCCAUAAUGACCAGGUCACGGCUAUUUUGUUUGUUGGUCAUUUUGGUUUCAGUUUUCAUGAUCCUUUUCAUCAUUGUUUAUUGGGAUAAUGUCGGAACUACAAACUUUAACGUUCACACUUCCUUCUCAAAGUCUCUACUGGCACAGUCAAGUGAAGAACGUCCAACGACUGCACCAACCGUAGAGAACAAUGUUGCAUCAGAUGUAGAUGAAUUUUUAGAUAUUUUUCUCAAUUUUGGAUCUACAAAAGGUUUCUUUCAAAGCACAAAAACAGAAAACUUGCAGCUACAGGGCUCGAACAGCCAAGAGGAAAUUGUGAGGGGAUAUGACUGGUCCACCAAAGGUAAAUUAGAUGAUGGAAUUCUUGAUCAGGAAAUACAAGAGGAAAGGAAAUUGAAUCUACGCAAAUUUUGUGCAAAUUCUAGCUUUGAUUUUCCAACCAAGGAACGUUCAUUUGAUGAUAUUCCUAACCGUGAAUUAGAUCACUUAAUUGUCGAUGAUAGACAUGGAAUUAUUUACUGCUACGUUCCAAAGGUUGCGUGCACUAAUUGGAAGAGGGUGAUGAUCGUGUUAAGUGAAAGCCUCUUGGAUAAAAAGGGAGUCCCAUACCAAGACCCUCUACAGAUCCCUCGUGAAGAUGUUCACAAUACUAGCAGUCAUUUAACCUUCAACAAAUUUUGGCGUCGAUAUGGGAAAUUCUCUAGGCACAUGAUGAAAAUCAAGUUGAAGAAAUACACCAAAUUUCUGUUUGUCCGUGAUCCUUUUGUGCGUCUUAUCUCUGCCUUCCGUAGCAAGUUUGAGUUGGAGAAUGAGAACUUCUACCGCAGCUUUGCUGUACCUAUAUUGACACGCUAUUCCAAUCGAACCAACGUGCCCACUUCUGUAGGUGAAGCAUUCUCUUCAGGUAUGAAGCCAUCUUUUUCUCAGUUUAUACAGUAUCUUUUAGAUGAGAAAACAGAAGAACAGAAACCAUUCAAUGAGCACUGGCGACAAAUAUACCGCUUAUGUCACCCGUGUCAAAUUGAAUAUGAUUUUGUUGGAAAGUUGGAAUCUCUGGAUGAAGAUGCAGCCUUGCUUCUAAGACAAUUAAAUAUAGAUUCGUUCUUCCACUUCCCUCCCAGUUAUAGAAACAAGACUGCAAGUAGUUGGGAAGAAGAUUGGUUUUCUAAAAUUCCUCUCUCUUGGCGUCAGAAACUGUAUAAGUUAUACGAGGCAGACUUUGUGCUUUUUGGGUACCCAAAGCCGGACAAUUUAUUGAGGGUGUAAAAUCAUGAAAUCCGUUUCCUUGAAAUACCAAAAAUGAACAAUAUUUUAUUGCCUUCCAUCAGAAUUUCUUGGGAUUUUACCGUUUUGUAAGUCUGUAUUUUCCAUAUUAUGCAAAAACAAGGAUUAUUUGUCAUACGCUAAAGUGAAUAAUUCUUGAGAUGGCUAAGCUUUCAAGAAUUUACAACCUUUUUUUACAUGUUUGCAAAAAAAUUGAAAAGGGAAAAAAAAAUCCUUCAAAUUAUGCCUUCUCAGGAGGAGAUCUCUUAAAUGAGUUUUACUAUUAUUUUAUAAAUUAAUAUAUAAUUUAAACUAUUUAAUACAGAGAGUUUCAUGAAGCCUGUUGAGUAAAUACUUUGCUGUAAAACGAGAAGUGUUAUUACACACAGGAUGUUCUUAAAAGGGAAAUGAUGACAAGUAA